Molecule: messenger RNA, 2171 nt
Organism: Gossypium raimondii (Peruvian cotton)
Lineage: Eukaryota; Viridiplantae; Streptophyta; Magnoliopsida; Malvales; Malvaceae
Product: monocopper oxidase-like protein SKS1
Exons: 9
Cellular component (GO): plasma membrane
Molecular function (GO): oxidoreductase activity; copper ion binding
Source: RefSeq, a predicted model, not a curated record
ACAAAAGGCCCGCUCUUCCUCUUUCUCUUUCUACUACUUGUUUCUUAUUUCAUCUUUUUCUCUUACUUUGAUGUUGUAAAACUUCAUAAAUAUUCUUUCUUGAUUAUUUUCAUUCCAUUUUAUUCAAAUCCCAUUCUUCGCUGCGAAGAAGAAGAUCUCGUUUUUUUUUCUUUUGGUAAUAUGGCUCUGCUUCUUUUGAUUCACAUUGCUCUGUUUUCCACUCUCUGUUUUGCUGCCGACCCUUCCGUCUUCCUUGAUUUUAAACUCUCUUACAUCACCCUCUCCCCUCUUGGUGUUCCUCAACGGGUUAUAGCAGUGAAUGGGGCGUUUCCUGGUCCUGUUGUUAAUGUCACAACUAAUUACAAUGUGAAUAUUAAUGUUCACAAUCAGUUGGACGAAAAUCUUUUGAUGACUUGGCCAGGAAUUCAAAUGCGGAGAAAUUCAUGGCAGGAUGGUGUUCUUGGCACCAACUGUCCAAUUCAUCCCAAGAAGAAUUUUACUUACCAAUUUCAAGUCAAGGAUCAAAUUGGGAGCUUUUUCUACUUCCCCUCCCUCAAUUUUCAAAGAGCAUCGGGUGGCUUUGGUCCCAUUAUUAUUAAUAACCGGAAUAUUAUAGCAAUUCCUUUUGCUCAUCCGGAUGCUGACAUUGUCCUCUUGGUGGGUGAUUGGUAUACCAAAAACCACACGGCAUUGAGAACAACUCUUGAGUCUGGUGAAGAACUUGGGAUGCCAGAUGGAGUUCUCAUUAAUGGGAAAGGACCCUACCGGUAUAACUCAACUCUUGUACCCGAUGGUAUUGAAUAUGAAAUCAUUAAUGUUGAUCCAGGCAAAACUUAUCGCUUUCGAGUGCAUAAUGUUGGGACAUCUACUAGUUUGAACUUUAGAAUAGAGGGCCAUAAUCUUCUCUUAGUGGAAACCGAGGGAUUCUAUACAACACAACAGAAUUUCACCAGCUUUGAUAUUCAUGUGGGACAGUCGUAUUCAUUUCUGGUUACCAUGGAUCAGAAUGCAACUAAAGAUUAUUACAUUGUGGCAAGUGCUAGGUUUGUAAAUGAAACAGUGUGGGAAAGAGUAACCGGUGUGGCCAUCUUGCAUUAUUCCAACUCAAAAGGACCAGCCAGUGGGCCUCUGCCUGUUGCGCCAAGUGAUAUUUACAAUCAAUGGUCAGCAAUGAACCAGCCCAGGGCCAUCAGGCAAAAUACUACUGCAAGUGGAGCUCGCCCAAACCCCCAAGGGUCUUUUCACUAUGGUUCAAUUAAUGUGACUGACACAUAUGUGAUACAGAGCUUGCCUCCGGUUAGGAUUGAUGGGAAGUUUCGUGCUACACUGAAUGGUAUCUCUUUCGUCAACCCUGAUACACCAAUCAGGCUAGCUGACCUGCACAAAGUAAAGGGUGCUUAUAAGCUGGAUUUCCCCAAUAAGCCACAUGAUAGAACUCCCCACAUGGACCGAUCUGUCAUUAAUGCUACAUACAAAGGAUUCAUAGAAAUUAUAUUGCAGAAUAAUGACACCAAAAUGCAGAGCUUUCACAUGGAUGGCUAUGCAUUCUUUGUGGUCGGAAUGGAUUUUGGUGUGUGGAGUGAGAACAGCAGAAACAAUUAUAAUAAAUGGGAUGCGAUUUCUCGCUCCACAACAGAGGUCUACCCAGGUGGAUGGACGGCUGUCCUUGUAUCUCUUGAUAAUGUUGGAGUAUGGAACCUUAGAGUGGAGAACUUGGAUAGAUGGUACCUAGGCCAAGAGACCUACAUGAGAAUUAUCAAUCCAGAGGAAAAUGGCAAGACAGAGAUGGUCCCUCCUGAUAAUGUUAUUUAUUGCGGUGCUCUGCAGAGCUUGCAGAAGGAAUCACAAAGCUCUUCUGCAAUGGCAUUGCACUGUGGUAACUUCAAGCUGUUUCUAACUCUAGCCAUCACAAUUUUAGCCUUGUAUUUUCACUUUUAGGUGACUAUUCAAAGCUUACAGCUCCUCGGCGGUUUGGUAUAUUUCUCUAUCCUGUAGGAGUGGUUUGCUCCUAUUUGAUAGUUAGAUUAGGCGUGCAAAUGAAGUCAGACCUCACAUUAUUCUUUGUUUUGGUGUUAAAAGUUUCUCCUCUUUCUACAUAAUUGUAAUUUGCAUCAUGAGGGGAUCCAUCAUUAUGUACUUCACAUUCUCUAUACCAUUGGACUUCACUAGAA